Molecule: messenger RNA, 1426 nt
Organism: Oncorhynchus gorbuscha (pink salmon)
Lineage: Eukaryota; Metazoa; Chordata; Actinopteri; Salmoniformes; Salmonidae
Product: microfibrillar-associated protein 2-like
Exons: 9
Coding region: 132-626 (164 amino acids)
Biological process (GO): embryonic eye morphogenesis
Cellular component (GO): microfibril
Source: RefSeq, a predicted model, not a curated record
GGGGGUUUGAAGGCGGGGCGCUACAAUGUGCGGUUCGGUCAGAAGUUGCUGAAGACGGACGCAUUAGACUUGCGGAUCGCCAGAGCUAAAUUGAAAUAGAGUGUCAGUCUACCUCCACAGAGACAGCGAUCAUGAGAGUCCUCCUACUGCUCUCCAUGCCAGUCCUCCUGCUAGCUCAGCCCCCCCUCUACCAAGAACCAUUUCCUUUCCUGGAGGACUAUGGCCCUGAUUAUUUCCCAGAUAAUCCUGACACGGAUGUCCAGCAGCAGAUUCUGUCACAGGUUCCCCAAACGUUCCCUGGUCCCGAACGUCCUGGUCUGUCUGAGCAAGAGACAGAGCCCACAGAACCUGGCCCCCUAGAUUGUCGAGAGGAGCAGUACCCCUGCACCAGACUCUACUCUGUUCACAAACCAUGCAAACAGUGUCUGAAUAGCCUCUGCUUCUACAGCUUGCGAAGGGUGUAUGUGGUCAACAAGGAGGUGUGUGUCAGGACCGUGUGUGCGCAUGAAGAGCUGCUAAGAGCUGACAUGUGCCGUGACCAGUUCUCUCGUUGUGGUGUAGCGGCGGUGAGUGGCCAGUGUGGGUCACUGGGGAGCAGCUGUGGGAAGAGCUGUGGAGGCUGUUGAGAACAUGGGACACAUCAGAGAACACCAGCCCAAAUACUGCCACAUCUCUAGGGUCCACAUCCCACCUCCUUCCCAUCCCAUUUUCUGUUUAAUCUUUGACUGUAUUCCACUUUGGUACCAAAGAACUCCCAUGUUUCUUCUCUUUUCAUCUCUCCUCCCUUUCAGAAUUCCAUACAUAAUGAGAAGUGGGAUCAGUAGAACGUGUGUAUGGAUAAAUAUAUAUUCUUUUAUACUCAACAGAACAUUGAAGACUGUAUAAUGUCACUGGUGCUAUAAAAUCACUACCACACUGGUGCUAAGGAAUGGAAAUCAGCAAUCAGAGGCACAUAAAAAAAGGCAACAUUUUUAUCUUGUUUUUUAUGCCUAAUUUUAUCCUAUAUUCUAAAUCAUUGUGUGAUGUUUGUUGUUGUUUACUAUACCUGUGUUGAAAAGCAGUCAUAGUAAUGAGGGGACAGCCAGAGUGACAGCUACUGCUUACUGACCUCAACAACAGAGGCAUUAGCAAAACUCAAUCAUCCAUAACCAUCCCACUGCCUUGGCACUGACUGGGUGGCAAGCAGCGAAAAUCAGACUUGAAGAGACGGGUGCUGACCCCUGACCUCUCGAGUGUUAUUGUGUAACAUGGUCGACGUGACUAGAGCUACAGUGGCUGGUGACCUUGCAGUGAGUGCAUAGGUUCACAUAUCAGUGGCAAGAAGUGCUUUGAAAUGCGGCUCACAAAUUGUUACUGUACUACUGCUUUGUAAAACCCUUUCACUAUACUGGAGAGAAAAAAAUACAUGUUUUUUACUACAACUUUA